Messenger RNA from Symbiodinium natans, 558 nucleotides. The record is from the annotation of a GenBank genome assembly. Lineage: Eukaryota; Dinophyceae; Suessiales; Symbiodiniaceae.
AUGCAGGCAGCUGCCGACGCAGCCGAGUCUGGCAUGGUGAGCGUCGUGGGUCUGGAUGCUGAGAAGACAGAGGCGCUUUGUGCCAAAGCGUCGGAGCUCUCUGGCAAGAGGGUUCAGAUUGCCAACUUUCUGUGCAAGGGCAACUAUACCGUCUCCGGUGACAAGGAAGCAUGCGCCAAGCUUGCCGAGAUUGCCAAGCCAGAUUUCAAGGCUAGAUUGGCAGUUCCAUUGGCGGUUGCCGGUGCUUUCCACACUGAUUUCAUGGCUCCUGCCGUGGAGAAACUGGAAGAGGUCUUGGCGAGUGUGGAUCUGAAGAAGCCACGGAUUCCGGUGGUCUCCAAUGUGGAUGCCAAGCCACACUCUGAUCCAGAGAUGAUCAAGGCCAUACUCGCGAAGCAGGUCACGGCGCCUGUACAGUGGGAAACGCAGAUGAAGGACCUGGCGGGCUCAGGGAGCUUUGAGCGCGGCUUCGAGUGUGGUCCUGGCAAGGUCAUAGCCGGCAUUAUGAAGCGUAUCGACAAGAGCGCAGCGGCCAAUGUGACUGGUGUGCCAGCCUGA